Cololabis saira (Pacific saury) is the source of this 3276-nucleotide messenger RNA. RefSeq lists its product as uncharacterized. Bases 35 to 1507 code for a protein of 490 amino acids. The transcript has 4 exons. Lineage: Eukaryota; Metazoa; Chordata; Actinopteri; Beloniformes; Belonidae. The record is from RefSeq and is a predicted model, not a curated record.
GGACCUGAACCAGAACCAGAACCAGAACCAGAUCAUGGACCUGGACCCGGUCUUCCUGGUCCCCGCGGUGGUGAUCACGGUGCUGGCCGUGUAUGUGGCGGCGGCGCUGCUCAGCGGCUCCCCGGCAGCACCGGGGGCCCGGGCCGGGUCACCCCGGGCCGGGUCACCGGUGCCCCCGGGGGCCGGGUCACCCGCCAGGUUCUCCGGGUCACCCACCGGGUCUCAGGCCGGGUCUCAGGCCGGGUCUCAGGCCGGGUCUCAGGCCGGCUCACCCCGCGCCUCCUCCGGGUCACAGACGCCCAGGACCCGCGGCGGAAUCCCCGGAUCUCCCGGAAUCCCCGGAUCUCCAGGAAUUCCCGGAUCUCCAGGAAUUCCCGGAUCUCCGCUCCGGACCGAGCUGCUCUCCCAGCUGGAGGCUGAUCCAGAACCAGGACCUGAAAAAACAGGACCAGGACCGGAACCAGGACCAGUUAAAGAACCGGAACCUGCUCCAGAACCAGAACCAGCUCCAGAACCAGAACCAGCUCCAGAACCAGUUCUAUCCCCAGUGAAAGUUCCAGUGAAAGUUCCAGAACCAGAACCGGUUCUACAGCCAGUUAAAGAACCAGAACCGGUUCCAGAACCUGUUUCAGCCCCAGUGAAAGUUCCAGAACCUGUGAAAGAAUCGGUACCAGUUCUGGAACCAGUUAAAGAACCAGAACCAGAACCAGUUAAAGAACCAGAACUUGUUGUAAAAUCAGUUCCAGAACCAGAACCAACCCCAGAACUGGUUCCAGGACCAGAACCUGUUGCAGAACCACUGGAAGUACAAAAACCUGCUCCAGAACCAGUACCGACCCCAGAACUUGUACCAGAACCAGUUCUAUCCCCAGUGAAAGAACCAGAACCGGUACCGACCCUAGAACUGGUUUCACAACCAGUGAAAGAACCAGAAACUGUUGCAGAACCAGUACCGGAACCUGCUCCAGAAACUGUACCGACCCCAGAACUUGUUGCAGAACCAGUGAAAGAACCGGAACCUGCUCCAGAACCAGAAUCAGUUCCAGAACCUGUGAAAGAACCAGUACCAACCCCAGAACCGGUUCCAAAAUCCCUUCAGAAAUCUGAAACGGUACCAGGACCAUUUGCCGAGCCAGAACCGGUCCCAGAACCAGAACCAGAACCAGAACCAGUUCCAGAACCCGCUGUAGUUCUGGAAUCGGCAUCUGGACCUGGACCUGUUGAAGUUCCAGAACCAGAACCAGAACCAGGGACGGCUACGCUGGUCCAGAGUUCUGAGUUGGUUCCUGAAUCCGGAUCUUCUGCCGGGACCAAAGAACCAGAACCGGAACCAGAACCAGAACCGGUUCUAGAGCCAGUUAAAGCACCAGAACCAGAACCAGAACCAGAACCAGAACCGGAACCAGAACCAGAACCGGAACCAGGAUCGGAACCGGAGGCCCGUCAGAACGAUGCAGAUGAGACCAAACAGAGGAUCGAGCUGACGUCCGACUUUACCUCCCUGUGACGGAACCGGAACCAGGCCCGGGGACCGGGUCCAAGUCCAGAUCCAGGUCCAGAACCAGGUCCCGUCCUGGUCCCGUCCAGGUUCCAGCUGAUCCAGAACCAGGAACCAGUUCUACACCAAAGUGCCUCCAGGAACCUGGAGGGUCCGGUUCCUGGUCCAGUUCCUGGUCCGGUUCUGGUCCGGUUCUGGUCCGGUUCCCGGUCCAAGACCCUGGUCCGGUUCUGGUCCAGUUUCUGGUCCGGUUCUGGUCCAGUUCCUGGUCCGGUUCUGGUCCGGUUCUGGUCCAGUUGGAGCUCCUAGUUCCUGUUAAACUAAUCGUUUGUUUCUAUUAAACUUCUCAAUAAAUGAAUGAAACUGAAGGAACUGCCGUUUUUAUCAUUAGAUCAACAACAUGUUAAUGUUCAAAAGCACCUAAACUGCAAAAACUCUACUAAAUGUAAAAACUAAAUGUUACCAGGAAUAUUUGUCUUGUUAGUGCCACGGCUGCGCGACAUGGCACUCCUUUGGGGCUUCACCACUCGCACACCGUUACUCGAAAAAUUAUGAACCGAUUUAGAAAGUUGUAGGCCCUGAAUUUAACUACAGUCCUGUGGAUUUUCAGAGCGAUGGCACAAAUAGUAUUUGCACGAAGUGCAAAAACAUUUCCAAAUUUCCAAACUAAUGGGGAACUCAUUUUCCCAUGUAUUUCUAUGGCCCCAUUCAAAGCGGAUGGGAAAAUGUCGAGAAAAAAGACAAAAUUCACAUAACUUUCUCAUAGUUGAACGUAGAACUGUCAUUCAAACUUCAAAACGGAGAAAAAACUUCUCUUCUCUCUCGAAACCCCAAACAGUUUUUUCCUAAAAUGUACACUUUUCAAGAUAUGAGCACUCAAGCGAGGACUGGAAAUCACUUUUUUGUCAAAUUUACAGUGCGGCUUUCAGUUAUUAGAGUGGCAGUUAGAGUAAAAAAAUAACUAGAUUUUUUAUUUGUAACUCGAGCUCACGGCCAAACCGUAAAAGGUAGACAGAUAAUUUUUGGUCAGAAUGUAGACAUACGUGUUGGGAUUCAUAAAAUGUGACUUUGACAGGUGGGUAAUGCACAAAAUUUAAACGGGGGGGCUAACAGCCAUGCAAAUUCCUGCCUCUGUCUCCAUUGACUGCAAUGUAAUAAAAAGUUUUCUUAAAAAGAAUCUCUCUUUGUUUUCGAGGUCUCAUUGGUGCAAAUUAGCCGCACCUCCUCUUCUGAUCGGUCGAUAUGUCAUAGUUCCUAUUUUCUGCAAUAACUUGAAUGGUUUGAUAUAGGAAAUGUCAUCAAAAUCGCAAUCAUCCGGCAGUAGUCCCGUGGCACUUCAACAUUUCCUGAAAUUUUCUAGUUUCUAGUUAAAAUGUCAAAUUUUUAGUCAAAACAAAAUCUCAUUCCACUUAAAACAAGUAAUUACUGGAAAAAAAACACAAUUUUCACCUGUUUCAAGUAGAUUUUCACUUAAAAUAAGUAGAAAAAUCAAGAUUUUUUUUGCUUGUAAUAAGAAGAUAAAUCUUGUUCCACUGGCAGAUUUUUCUACUUAUUUCAGGUGAAAAUGUACUUGAAACCGGUGGAAAUUGUCAAAUAACAAGUUAUUUUUCUGGUAAUGAGUCUUGUUUUAAGUGUAAUGAGAUUUUUUGACUAAAAAUGAGACAUUUUAACUAGAAAUAAGACAAAUAUUCCUGGUAAGAUUUUGAGUUUUUGCAGUGUAAGAAUACAAGAUUAAUAAAUAUAAAAUAAAGGUACAAUACACGUGUAUAUGUGUGUAU